Python bivittatus (Burmese python) is the source of this 6305-nucleotide messenger RNA. The record is from RefSeq and is a predicted model, not a curated record. NCBI's taxonomy places the organism in Eukaryota, Metazoa, Chordata, Lepidosauria, Squamata, Pythonidae.
AAGAUGCACUGGAACAGGAAAAGAAAGAGCUGCAGGUUCAGGUCGAACACCUUGAAUUUCAAACACGGCAACUGGAGCUAAAGGCCAAGAACUAUGCAGACCAAAUUUCCCGGUUGGAGGAGCGUGAAUCUGAAAUGAAGAAAGAAUAUAAUGCUCUUCACCAGCGCCACACAGAGAUGAUCCAAACCUAUGUGGAACACAUUGAAAGAUCCAAGAUGCAGCAGGUUGCCGGAAAUAGCCAAAAUGAGAGCGGUCUGCCUGGGAGAAGCAUGAAGAGGCGUCCUAAUUCUCUGAACAUCCCCCUCACAGAUGAUAUGGUACGUGGGCAGGUGGGGGCCAAGAUUGCCCCUGCAGUGGACCACUGGCACCUGAGUGACCUCAGUCAGCUGCAGUCCAACUCCGUCUACAAGUGCCCACCUGAUGAAAUGUCUGAAUCUGGACAGUCCUCUGCAGCUGCUACUCCGAGCACCACAGGAACGAAAUCUAACACCCCCACCUCAUCGGUGCCUUCUGCUGCUGUGACCCCCCUGAAUGAGAGCCUGCAGACAAUGAAUGACUACGUUACUACAAAAAACAACAAACGGGCGCGGGAGAAACGGAAUAGCCGAAAUAUGGAAGUACAGGUGGUCCAGGAGACAAGGAACGUGAGCAUAGGAAUGGGAAGCAGUGACGAGGGGUCGGAUUUUCAAGAUAUUGACUCUACUCCAGAGUUGGACAUGUGCCAGGAUCCUAGACUGGAACGCACAGGAAACAGCCCAACACAAGGGAUAGUGAAUAAAGCCUUUGGCAUCAAUACUGAUUCACUGUAUACUGAACUUACUGAAGUGGGCUCAGAGGCCAUUGGAGACGUGGAUGAAGGAGCAGAUCUACUAGGGGAAUUUUCAGGAAUGGGCAAAGAAGUGGGGAAUCUCUUGAUGGAGAAUACACAGCUGCUAGAGACCAAAAAUGCUUUGAAUAUUGUGAAGAAUGAUUUAAUUGCAAAAGUGGACCAGCUUACUGGAGAACAGGAGGUAUUGAAAGGAGAGCUGGAAGCAGCAAAGCAGGCAAAAACUAAGAUGGAAGCCCGUAUCAAGGAACUUGAGGAAGAACUUAAAAGAGUGAAAUCAGAGGUGAUAGUUGCCCGCCGAGAGCCCAAAGAAGAGGUGGAGGAUGACAACAUUCCUAUAGCUCAGAGACGGCGCUUCACCCGUGUGGAAAUGGCUCGAGUCCUGAUGGAGCGCAACCAGUACAAAGAACGGUUGAUGGAACUGCAGGAGGCUGUCAGGUGGACGGAGAUGAUCAGAGCCUCCCGGGAGCAUCCUUCUGUUCAGGAGAAGAAAAAAUCUACCAUUUGGCAAUUCUUCAGCCGAUUGUUCAGUUCCUCCUCCAGCCCUCCACCUGCAAAAAGGAGCUAUCCAUCAGUGAAUAUUCACUACAAAUCUCCCACAGCAGCCGGGUUAAGCCAGCGCCGCAGCCACACCAUGUGUCAGAUCUCUGCUGGGAGCCGAACCCUUGAGUUUUUCCCAGAUGACGAUUGCACAUCAUCUGCACGUCGUGAGCAGAAGCGAGAGCAAUACCGUCAAGUCCGGGAGCACGUCCGGAAUGAUGAUGGCCGCUUACAGGCGUGUGGGUGGAGCCUGCCAGCUAAAUACAAACAGUUGAGUCCCAACGGUGCCCAAGAAGACAAUCGGAUGAAAAAUGUCCCCGUGCCUGUCUACUGUCGCCCCCUAGUGGAGAAGGACCCUACCAUGAAGUUGUGGUGUGCAGCUGGGGUUAAUCUGACUGGCUGGAAGCCUGGGGUGGAACCAGAUGCUGGAAAUGGUCAAAAGGCUGAUCCAGGAUGUGAUCCGUUAACAUGCGAUCGGGAGAUUGAAGGAGAGAACACAAAGAGUAAUCACACCUCUCCAGAAAAGAAAAAGGCCAAAGAACUGCAUGAGAUGGAUGCCACAUCCAGUAGAGUGUGGAUCCUCACCAGCACCUUAUCAACAAGCAAAGUUGUUAUCAUCGAUGCCAAUCAACCAGGAACUGUAGUGGAUCAUUUCACAGUUUGCAAUGCCCACGUGCUUUGCAUCUCCAGCAUUCCAGCUGCCUGUGAUACUGACUAUCCUCCUGGAGAAAUCUUUCUGGAGGGGGACUCGAAUCCUGAAGAGUCUUCGGGAACAGAUGGAGUCUUAGCAGGCAUUACUUUAGUCGGCUGCGCGACGCGGUGCAAUGUUCCCAGUAGCAAUUGCUCCUCCCGUGGAGACACCCCCGUGCUGGAUAAAGGACAAAAUGAAGUGGCAGCAGCAAGCAGUGCCAGGAUAGAUCAGUCCCAGUCCACUGAGGAGGCCACAGAAGCUACAGAAGUGCCAGAGAACGGCGUGAGUGAAAUGGAGCCAGCCCAGGUCCGGACAGGCCCCCUUACAGAACAUGUAUUUACAGAUCCAACUCCGGCUCAAGCACCUGCAAGGCAGAACAGUGAGAAUGGACAUCCAAAAACAGAGUCAAGCACAGCAGGGCAGGACCAAGAGGCGAAUGGCAACGCAGUUGGUGCUACCACCAGUGCUGCCCCCACCAUGUGGCUUGGAGCACAGAAUGGCUGGUUGUAUGUGCACUCAGCAGUGUCAAACUGGAAAAAGUGCCUACAUUCCAUCAAGUUGAAGGAUUCAGUACUAAGCCUGGUGCAUGUGAAAGGGCGUGUUCUUGUGGCUCUGGCAGAUGGGACUCUUGCCAUAUUCCAUCGGGGAGAAGAUGGUCAGUGGGAUCUGAGCAACUAUCAUCUUAUGGAUCUUGGCCACACCCAUCAUUCCAUUCGCUGCAUGGCUGUGGUAUACGACAGAGUGUGGUGUGGCUAUAAGAACAAAAUUCACGUCAUCCAGCCAAAGACAAUGCAGAUCGAGAAGUCAUUUGAUGCCCAUCCUCGCCGGGAGAGCCAGAUCCGGCAGUUGGCUUGGAUUGGAGAUGGGGUCUGGGUUUCCAUCCGCCUGGACUCCACCCUACGGCUCUAUCACGCUCACACUCACCAACAUCUUCAGGAUGUGGAUAUUGAGCCCUAUGUCAGCAAAAUGUUAGGGACUGGAAAACUGGGUUUCUCCUUUGUGCGGAUCACAGCUUUACUCAUCGCUGGCAAUCGCCUGUGGGUUGGCACGGGCAAUGGAGUCGUCAUUUCUAUUCCUUUGACUGAGACUGUAGUCCUUCACCGAGGUCAACUUCUUGGGCUCAGGGCCAACAAGACAUCACCAACAUCUGGAGAGGGGAACCGCCCUGGUGGAGUCAUUCAUGUGUACGGUGGAGAUGACAGCAAUGACAAAUCUGCCAGCAGCUUCAUCCCAUAUUGUUCUAUGGCUCAGGCCCAGCUCUGCUUCCAUGGCCACCGCGAUGCAGUCAAAUUCUUUGUCUCCGUACCUGGGAAUGUUCUUGCCACUUUGAAUGGGAGUGUCCUGGACAGUCCUUCAGAGAACCCCAGCACAGAUACGGUCGAGGAGGAAGGGCAGAAGCUGAAAAACGUCUUAGUGCUGAGCGGCGGCGAAGGGUACAUUGACUUCCGGAUUGGAGAUGGAGAAGACGAUGAGACCGAAGAAAAUGCAGGUGAUGCUGCCCAGGUGAAGCCUAUCGUCUCUAAGGCUGAACGAAGCCACAUCAUUGUCUGGCAAGUGUCCUAUAUCCCUGAAUGAGCGUCUCUUCCUUUUCCUGCCAGUAUAAUUUUCUCCCUUCCACCGAAACCCACUCCCUGAAUGCCAAUAUGUACAUACAGAACUUUUGCAUAAUUCCUACCGCCGGCCAGUCCGACCCCAGAUAACUGCAACCGUUCCUGCGCCAUGCAGUGGUUCCCUUCCUCUCCAGGUUUGCAGUGAUUGUCUUGAGCUGGUGGACUUUCUAAACUGGCCAGGUUACCCGUUGGCUUUCCAGCAGGAGGGAAUCCUAGGAUGAGUCUAAUGCAUCAGGAAUCAAGACGCAAAGGAAGACCGCCCUUGGCUCAGAAGGACUGGACAAAGUUUCCAAGACAGCCCCCUCCCUCUCCCCCUUCCUACCUGCAUGGAGAAAAGUACCUGUGAGCUGCUUACUGGCUUCCUCCCUUUGCCACCAUGGAGACUGUGUUGACAGGCAUGGAUUGGUCUCCAAGCCAGUAUGAAUAAGAUGUUUCUGAGAGCAAGCAACAUCCCUGUCCUUUCUCCUUCACAAUUAUUCUGUGAGGUCCAGUCAUGACACAGCAUUUGGGAGGAAUCUGAACUUGGCUAAAGUAUCUAAAGUCUGUACCAGGAAGGUUUGCAGGUACGUUGGGGAUUAUGACAGCAGGUCAGCAGUGGGCCCUGUGUCCAGACUAUGGGCUCUGGGCACAUGAUGAGUUCCCAUCACUAAAUUCAUUUUAGUCUGGGCACUAGUGAGCCCACUGCAUCCAGGUGCACCCGUCUGAGCUCUUUGAAGGCACAGCAGGAUUCACUGCAAUGAAACUGAGAAGUGUUUACCAGGCAAGCAGGAAGCUAAUCUGAAGGUAGAAUCGUCUCUUGCUGCAUCUGCCUGAAUUAGCAAAUGGCUUUCUAAAGGAUGGGAAGGCACAUGCGUAUACUGAGCAUUUUGCAUACAGCAAGCAAGGAAAACAUGAACUUCUUUGCCCCUGGAGCAUCACAGUAUUCCAGAGUUGUACGGAUAUUUUGAAGGGCGAAACCGCCUUCGAUUUGUCUGGUGAUGCUCGGCUGGGGGUUGUGGAAUGGGUCACAAAAUGUAUUUUUCAGGCUAUCUGGGAAACAGAAAAGUCAAGGCAGAAGCCAGGUCUUGCUUACUGGCCAUUUAACAGAGAAUCGAAGUGCACAUGGAAGGCAGAUGGACCGGAGCCUACAGAAAUGGAAUCUGCAGAGAGAUAGGCAUUGGUCUGGGGAGAAUGAAGCAGGGAAGAGAGGAAACGAAGGACAGCUGGAGAAUCAGAAGGCCCUCAUUCUUUGUCUGUGGCUUGUAGGAGUAGCAAGAGAAAUCUGAGGCAGAUGGGGACAGUGUAAUUUGAGCCAGAUGUGCAAAAAGGCUGCUACUGGAGAUGAACUUUAUCCUCCAUAAAGAUAACAGCAUUUGGAGGUGCUUCAAAGGCUGAUGAACUUGAUCAUAUCCCCAUCUUAACAGCAGGGCCAACCCAGAUGUUAAGAAUGCUUAAUGCCCCCUUCUAGCCUUUUUCAACUGGGUGCCCUCCAGCUGGAUCUGUAAAGGCAGUUCCCCAUUGAGUUAAGGUCAGCUUCUAGGGUCUUCAUCAACAUAUUUGUGUUGUCUUCUUGUUUCCCUUCUUGCUACUGCCCAGUCUAGCCUACAGUCCUGGGAUUUUCUGGUGAUCUCCCAUGCAAGUCUGACCCUGCUUGGCCUUUGGAGAUCAGCCAUGGUUCGUGGGGUGCUACCACCUACCUGGACAUAUCAGGAUUGCAUCUCCCAAAGCUCUAAAUCCACCUGGCCAAAAAGGAAUUCAGAAAGUUGUAGUCCUAACCUGGAGGGCAGCAAAUUGAGGAAGGCUGAUGUAACACGACCACCCUCAAAGCAAACAAAAAAUGGCCCAGUGAUCAGAAUGAAAGUAGACAGAAGCUGCAAUCCUAUUCACUUCUCUGGAAAGUAUGCUGUUUUCAGGUUGAUGGGAUUUGCUUCUGGGUAAACCUAUAUAGCAUUGCAUUUUCCCAAGGGGAGAACAUAAACAUGGGCAUAGCUUCCUUACAUGCUUCAAAAGGCUGCAGUAGCACAGCACCUAGAGAACGUCACAGACUUUGGAGUGAUGAUGUGUGGCCCUGCAGGAAUAAUGGGAGUUAUAUUCGAUCUGCAGGUCCAUCAGCUUGGGAUGGGUACGCUACAGUAAUCUACUAGCAAAGGCACGAGAGCAUAUCCUGGUCUUAAAUAAAUUUGAAACCAAGUUUAUCUGUUCAUUGUUAAGUUUUAUGAAGCCUCCAGCCUCUCUCAUUUUCUGGCACUUACUAAUCAUAACCUUGCUUGUCUGCUGCAUCUGCUCCCAAACCUUUUGCAGUUUGAAGUUAUGUUGAAAAGAAGCACAGCUGUGUGAUGGCGUGGAGAGGAGGAGACAGUGAAGGAAACAGCACCCAAAGAACGUGCUCCUUUUAGGGGUUAUCAGCCAGCACGAUGAAAAGCUGAUUGACCUCACAGACAGACCCUUCCUGCUGCAAUUCCACUGUGAUGUAUGUAAAGUUAACUUGUACGUUAUAAAGGGAUUUUUUAAAAAAUGUGUCUUGAAGCUGUAAACUCUGCUGUUUCGUCUGAAGAUGUAAAGAGACGGCUGUAUGAAAACCAACCUCUCCUGUGCUUUCUCCCUUACGUGCUACCAAACAAACUGAAAUCAUAUCUGUUCUGUAUGUAAUAAAAAUGUA